UAAAAAUUGAUUGAGAAUCUAUGUGAAAUGUAUGAAUAUCAAAAAAUUUAGUGAUCGAACAUCAUAAACACAAAAAAGAAAGUGUGUUUUAUAUAUUACACGUGUCUUUUGGCAUAGCCACCAUCCAAAGAGCUCUGUCCCAAAUACUUGAAUUCGUACACAGCAAGCACUCUCUCAAGAACUGGAAAAUCGAAAAUCGCUACUUCAAUGGCGUCGACGAAACGUGAAUCAUGUAUAAGUGAUGAACCUGAAGCCAAGAAAGCAAAGGUUGAAGAAGGGCCAUCACAGCUUCCAGUAUCCACACCCCGUGUGGUCCUUAACCCCGCCGACUGUGACUUAGAUUUCAAUGUUGAAGGAAAUGGAUUACAAGGUUCAGCGCUUUAUGAGCAAGGAUUUGCUUAUUGUUGGUCAGGUGCUCGAGCCAAUAUGGGAAUCACUGGAGGAAAGUACUGCUUUGGUUGCAGAAUUGUUUCAGAUCAGCCCGUAGACAUGGAAGAUACACCACUAGAUCAGCAACAUCUCUGUCGUGUUGGCAUCUCAAGGGGAGAUGAUGCAGUAGGAAACCUUGGGGAAACCCUUCACAGUUUUGGGUUUGGGGGUACUGGAAAAUUUUCAAGUCAUGGACAGUUUUCUGAAUAUGGUGAAAAAUUUGGGGUUGGUGACACCAUAAUUUGUUGUGUUGACCUUGAGUCUAGCCCUUUGGCUUCCAUAGGUUUCUCUAAAAAUGGGAAGUGGCUGGGAAUAGCAAAGCAAUUUAAUGCAGGUCCAACUGGCCUUGAAGUGGUGGAUUGUCCAAUGAAAAAUCUACAAUGGCAUUCAGCUCUUUUCCCCCAUGUCUUGCUUAAAAAUGUAGUUGUGCACAUGCAGUUUAGCAUAGACGACGGAUUAGCUCCUGUGGAAGGAUAUAGACCAUGGUCUUGUGCCAUGGAAGAUGGGAAAGCCAUAACAGGCCCUAGCUUUCUGAAUCUGUGCGAUUGUGAAGUUAUGAUGAUGGUAGGACUGCCUGCUUCCGGCAAGAGUACCUGGGCUGAGAAAUGGGUGACGGAACAUCCAGAAAAGCGAUAUGUUUUGCUUGGAACUAAUUUGGCUUUGGAUCUAAUGAAGGUUCCUGGUUUGCUGCGCAAAAAUAACUAUGGUGAAAGAUUUGAACGUUUAAUGGACCGUGCUACUGGAAUAUUCAACACUCUUUUGUCUAGGGCUUCCCGGAUUCCUCGUAAUUUCAUAAUUGAUCAGACAAAUGUCUACAAAAAUGCUCGCAAACGCAAAUUGAAGCCUUUUGCAAACUAUAAGAAGAUUGCUGUUGUGAUUGUUCCAACACCUGAAGAGCUCAAGCUCCGUGGUGAGAAGCGAUUCAAAGAAAUGGGCAAGGAGGUUCCUGCCGAAGCAGUAAAUGAAAUGUUAGUGAAUUUUGUUUUACCUACGAGUAAAGAUAUGCCUCGAGCAGAUGAGUACUUUGAUGAGGUACGAUUUGAAGAACUUGGCAGAGCGGAGGCUCAGAGAUGCUUGGAUGAGAUGAAAGCAAACGUGAAUUCAAAGAGGGAAAUUACUCCUUAUUCUCGUGAAAGUUCUGUGCAGUUACUUAACAGCCCAGCAAUGCAGCGCCAUUGCCAAUCAUACGGUGGUUCCUCAUUGCCGAGUCACGGAAAUUUAUCAGGUGGACAUCCAAAUAGUUCGUAUGCUCAGCCUCCACUGCAAGCACCCCGUGAAACCUACUUCGCGACCCCUUCCAGUUACGACCCCAUAGGUGAUUUUGAUCGCCAUGGAAGUCGCGGUUCAUACGGCAAUUCAAGGGGUUAUGAGAUGGAAGCUCAAUCAGCUAUCCAUGGAGGGAUUUAUGAGCCUCAUGUGGGUUAUGGAGCUUGGAAAGCAGCUGAGUUACACCGGAGCAGCACGAAUGAUCCAUACCUGAGGACGUCUGCUGGUCCAAGAUAUCUGCUACCUGACUCGAGAGUACCUGCAUUUGAAUCGAGGAUGCCAGCACCAUAUGGCUUUCCUCAUGGGGUUCCAGCUCCAAGACCGCCAUAUGGAAAUUUUCCUUCCGGAGCACAGAAUCCUGGUGUAUACGCUCCACCUCGUCCCAGAUACUACUGAUUGUGGAAAGUGCAUGAAAUUCAAAAACACUAUUUUGAUACUCACAUGUAUUGUUUUACUAUAGGAUCAAAUGGUGUUAGUAUGAACUGAGAGGUUGGUUAAGAUUUUGUGAAUGGUUGAUAUAUAGCUUGUGUAAGGUGGCUAACUUCUAUAUAUAUAUAAACGUAGAAUAUUGGCAUCUCAA
This is a messenger RNA of Nicotiana attenuata, 2275 nucleotides long. RefSeq names its product heterogeneous nuclear ribonucleoprotein U-like protein 1. Bases 208 to 2091 code for a protein of 627 amino acids. The record is from RefSeq and is a predicted model, not a curated record. Gene Ontology annotation, molecular function: protein binding. The transcript is spliced from 8 exons. Lineage: Eukaryota; Viridiplantae; Streptophyta; Magnoliopsida; Solanales; Solanaceae.